AUGGUUGGACGUCUGGCUGGCAAGAACGCCAUCAUCACCGGUGCCGCGGGCGGCAUUGGUCUUGAGACUGCAAUUCUCUUCGCCAAGGAGGGCGCCAACGUCCUUCUGGCCGACAUCUCCGAGCCUGCCUUGGAAAAGGCCGUCGCAAAGGUCAAGGAGCUCGUCCCCUCAGCCCCUCGUCUGGAAACCCGAAAAUGCGACGUCUCCAAGGAGGCCGAUGUCCAGGCCAUGAUCGAGUCUCUCGACUCCUGGGGCGGUCUCGACGUCAUCUUCAACAACGCCGGCAUCAUGCACGCCAACGAUGACGAUGCCAUCAACACGCCCGAGGCCAUCUGGGACCUCACCCAGAACAUCAACGUCAAGGGCGUCUGGUUCGGCUGCAAGCACGCCGUCCUGGCUCUGCGCCGCAACAAGAAGACCAAGGGAUCCAUCAUCAACACCGCCUCCGUCGUCGCCCUCGUCGGUGCCGCCACCCCUCAGCUGGCCUACACAGCCUCCAAGGGCGCGGUGCUUGCCCUGACGCGCGAGCUGGCCAUGGUGCACGCCCGCGAGGGCUUCCGCUUCAACAGCCUGUGCCCUGCGCCUCUCAACACGCCUCUGCUGCAGGACUGGCUGGGCGACGACAAGCCCAAGCGCCAGCGCCGUGAGAUUCACUUCCCCACCGGCCGCUUCGGCGAGGCGGUGGAGCAGGCUCACGCAGUCGUGUUCUUGGCCAGCGACGAGGCCAGCUUUGUCAACGGCAGCGACUUUGUGGUGGAUGGUGGCAUGACCAAGGCAUAUGUCACUCCUGAGGGACCUGCGGCACCUGCGCCGACCAACAAUGCUUUGAAGACUUCUUUGGACUAA
Trichoderma asperellum CBS 433.97 is the source of this 846-nucleotide messenger RNA. NCBI's taxonomy places the organism in Eukaryota, Fungi, Ascomycota, Sordariomycetes, Hypocreales, Hypocreaceae. The record is from RefSeq and is a predicted model, not a curated record.